Kazachstania africana CBS 2517 is the source of this 5634-nucleotide messenger RNA. It is a transcript of the gene FKS1, whose product is annotated as 1,3-beta-D-glucan synthase. The transcript has a single exon. Gene Ontology annotation, cellular component: 1,3-beta-D-glucan synthase complex; plasma membrane. Bases 1 to 5634 code for a protein of 1877 amino acids. Gene Ontology annotation, biological process: (1->3)-beta-D-glucan biosynthetic process; fungal-type cell wall polysaccharide biosynthetic process. The record is from RefSeq and is a predicted model, not a curated record. Lineage: Eukaryota; Fungi; Ascomycota; Saccharomycetes; Saccharomycetales; Saccharomycetaceae. Gene Ontology annotation, molecular function: 1,3-beta-D-glucan synthase activity.
AUGAAUGGUUAUACAGAUCAGCAACCUGAUCCUUCCUCCUAUCCACAAGAUCAAGAUCAAUAUCAAUAUCAGGAUCAGGAUCAGGACCAAUAUCAGUAUCAGCAACAACAGCCAUACUAUGAUGAAUACGGUAACCCUGUAUAUCCUGACCAACAACAACAACCUUAUUACGAUAAUCAAGACUAUUAUUCUCAACAACAACCUCCUUUGAAUCCUGACCAAAUGGAAAAUUUUUCCGACUUCUCUUCAUAUGGUCCUCCUCCUCCAGGUACUCCAGGUGCUAAUGGUGCUGCUUAUUACCAGGAUCCUCAGUAUACACCAUCGCAACUCUCGUACGGUGAUGGCAUGCAGAACGGGUUCCAAUCUUCUUCGGGAACAUCUACUCCUGCUAUGUAUGAUCCAGCUGCCAUUGCUAUGGCUCUACCAAACGAACCAUAUCCUGCUUGGACAGCUGAUUCUCAAGCUCCAGUCACUAUUGAACAAAUCGAAGAUAUCUUCAUCGAUUUGACUAAUAAAUUUGGGUUUCAAAGGGAUUCGAUGAGAAAUAUGUUUGAUCAUUUCAUGACUCUUCUAGAUUCAAGAGCUUCAAGAAUGUCUCCAGAUCAAGCUCUAUUAUCUUUACACGCCGAUUAUAUUGGUGGUGAUACAGCUAACUACAAGAAAUGGUAUUUUGCAGCUCAAUUAGAUAUGGAUGACGCCGUCGGUUUCAGAAAUAUGAAUAUAGGUAAAUUAUCAAGAAAGGCAAGAAAAUUGAAGAAAAAGAAUAAGAAGAAGAUGAAAGAAGCCAUGGAAAAUGGUGAAAAUACUGAAGAAACUUUAGAAAAAUUAGAAGGUGAUAUUUCUUUAGAAGCAGCAGAUUUUAGAUGGAAAGCCAAAAUGAACAAUUUAACUCCAUUCGAAAAAGUUCGCCAUAUUGCUCUUUAUCUAUUAGUCUGGGGUGAAGCCAAUCAAGUCAGAUUCACACCUGAAUGUUUAUGUUUCAUCUAUAAAUGUGCUCUAGACUAUCUGGAAUCCCCACUAUGCCAACAGCGUGCCGAACCAAUCCCAGAAGGUGAUUACUUAAACAGAGUAAUAACCCCAUUAUAUCGUUUCUUAAGAAAUCAAGUCUUCGAAAUUGUAGAUGGUCGUUACGUAAAACGUGAAUUAGAUCACGCUAAAGUUAUCGGUUAUGAUGAUGUCAACCAAUUAUUCUGGUAUCCCGAAGGUAUCUCCAAGAUCAUCUUCGAUGAUGAAAAUAAAUUAAUUGAUUUGCCGGUAGAAGAACGUUAUUUACGUCUAGGUGACGUUGUAUGGGAUGACGUCUUUUUCAAGACUUUCAAAGAAACCCGUUCAUGGUUACAUCUAGUUACUAACUUCAACCGUAUCUGGAUUAUGCAUAUUUCUGUCUAUUGGAUGUACGUUGCUUACAAUGCUCCAAGUUUGUACACUCACAACUAUCAACAAUUAGUGAACAAUCAACCUUUACCUGCUUAUAGAUGGGCUACUGCAGCUCUGGGUGGUUCUUGUGCUUCCUUUAUUCAACUUUUAGCUACAAUCUGUGAAUGGAUGGUCGUUCCAAGAAAAUGGGCCGGUGCUCAGCAUCUUUCAAGAAGAUUCUGGUUCCUUGUGGGUAUUUUUGCCGUCAAUUUUGCCCCAAUUAUUUUCAUUUUUGCUUACGAUAAAGAUGAUGUCUACUCGAGGGCAGCAUACGCUGUUGGUGUCAUUUUCUUCUUCGUUGCUGUUGCUACUUUGAUUUUCUUUUCUAUCAUGCCAUUAGGUGGUUUAUUUACUUCCUACAUGCAAAAAUCAUCAAGACGUUACGUUGCAUCUCAAACAUUCACAGCUUCUUUUGCCCCAUUAAAAGGCCUUGACAGAUGGAUGUCCUACUUAGUCUGGGUCACUGUGUUUGCUGCAAAAUAUGCUGAAUCCUACUUCUUUUUAAUUCUUUCAUUGAGAGACCCAAUUAGAAUCCUAUCCACAAUGACCAUGAGAUGUACUGGUGAGUAUUGGUGGGGUAAUAAGAUCUGUAAAUAUCAAGGUAAGAUUACCUUAGGUUUAAUGGUUGCCACAGAUUUCGUUCUUUUCUUCUUAGAUACCUAUCUAUGGUACAUCAUUGUCAAUGUUAUUUUCUCCGUUGGUAGAUCUUUUUACUUAGGUAUUUCCAUCUUAACCCCAUGGAGAAACAUCUUCACCAGAUUACCGAAGAGAAUUUACUCCAAAAUUUUAGCUACAACUGAUAUGGAAAUUAAAUAUAAACCAAAGGUCUUAAUAUCUCAAGUUUGGAAUGCUAUUGUAAUUUCCAUGUACAGAGAACAUUUAUUGGCCAUUGAUCACGUUCAAAAGUUAUUAUAUCAUCAAGUUCCUUCUGAAAUUGAAGGUAAGAGAACUUUAAGAGCACCAACUUUUUUCGCUUCUCAAGAUGACAAUAACUUCGAGACUGAAUUCUUCCCAAGAAAUUCCGAAGCCGAGCGUCGUAUCUCUUUCUUUGCACAAUCUUUAGCUACUCCAAUUCCCGAACCAUUACCUGUUGAUAACAUGCCAACAUUCACCGUUAUGACUCCUCAUUAUGCUGAAAGAAUAUUACUUUCCCUGAGAGAAAUUAUUCGUGAAGAUGAUCAAUUCUCAAGAGUUACUUUAUUAGAAUAUUUGAAACAACUGCAUCCUGUUGAAUGGGAGUGUUUUGUCAAAGAUACAAAGAUCUUAGCCGAAGAAACUGCCGCUUACGACAACAACGAUGAAAAUGAUCCAGAAAAGGAAGAUGAAUUGAAGGCGCAAAUCGAUGAUCUGCCAUUCUACUGUAUCGGUUUCAAAUCAGCAGCUCCUGAAUACACUUUACGUACGAGAAUCUGGGCUUCUCUAAGAUCCCAAACUUUGUACCGUACUGUUUCUGGUUUCAUGAAUUACUCUAGAGCAAUUAAACUGUUAUAUCGUGUUGAAAAUCCUGAAAUUGUUCAAAUGUUUGGUGGUAAUGCUGAAGGGCUUGAAAGAGAACUGGAAAAGAUGGCAAGAAGAAAGUUUAAGUUUUUGGUCUCUAUGCAAAGAUUGGCCAAGUUCAAGCCACAUGAAUUAGAAAAUGCUGAAUUCUUAUUAAGAGCUUAUCCUGAUUUACAAAUUGCUUAUUUGGAUGAAGAACCUCCACUAAAUGAAGGUGAAGAACCAAGAAUCUAUUCCGCUUUAAUCGAUGGUCACUGUGAAAUCCUAGAAAAUGGUCGUAGACGUCCAAAGUUUAGAGUUCAAUUAUCUGGUAACCCAAUUCUAGGUGAUGGUAAAUCUGAUAAUCAAAAUCAUGCCUUAAUUUUCUACAGGGGUGAGUAUCUUCAAUUAAUUGAUGCUAAUCAAGAUAACUAUUUAGAAGAAUGUUUGAAGAUUAGAUCUAUCUUAGCUGAAUUUGAAGAAUUAAAUGUCGAACAAACUAACCCAUAUGCCCCAGAAUUAAAAUACGAGGAACAAACUGCCAACCAUCCAGUCGCCAUUGUUGGUGCCAGAGAAUAUAUUUUCUCUGAAAACUCUGGUGUACUUGGUGAUGUUGCUGCAGGUAAGGAACAAACUUUUGGUACCUUAUUCGCUCGUACUUUGGCUCAAAUUGGUGGUAAAUUGCAUUAUGGUCAUCCGGAUUUCGUUAAUGCUGUCUUCAUGACAACAAGAGGUGGUGUUUCUAAGGCCCAAAAGGGUUUACAUUUGAACGAAGAUAUUUACGCCGGUAUGAACGCUUUGUUACGUGGUGGUCGUAUUAAACAUUCUGAAUAUUAUCAAUGUGGUAAAGGUAGAGAUUUAGGUUUCGGUACAAUUCUGAAUUUCACAACCAAGAUUGGUGCCGGUAUGGGUGAACAAAUGUUAUCUCGUGAAUAUUAUUAUCUAGGUACUCAAUUACCAAUUGAUCGUUUCUUAACUUUUUAUUAUGCCCAUCCUGGUUUCCAUUUGAAUAAUCUUUUCAUCCAAUUAUCUUUACAAUUGUUCAUGUUGACCUUGGUUAAUUUACACGCUUUAGCACAUGAAUCCAUCAUUUGUUUGUAUGACAGGAAUAAGCCUAUAACUGAUGUUUUGUAUCCAAUUGGUUGUUAUAAUUUGUCACCAGCUAUUGAUUGGGUCAGACGUUACACACUCUCCAUUUUCAUUGUCUUCUGGAUUGCUUUCAUCCCUAUGGUUAUUCAAGAAUUGAUUGAGCGUGGUGUAUGGAAAGCAACUCAAAGAUUCGCACGUCAUCUUUUGUCAUUAUCACCAAUGUUUGAAGUUUUCACAGGUCAAAUAUAUUCUGCUGCUUUGUUAAGCGAUUUAACAGUAGGUGGUGCCCGUUAUAUUUCAACUGGUCGUGGUUUUGCUACUUCACGUAUUCCAUUCUCCAUUCUAUAUUCAAGAUUCGCUGGCUCAGCAAUUUACAUGGGUGCGAGAUCUAUGUUAAUGUUGUUUUUCGGCACUGUCGCUCACUGGCAAGCCGCCUUAUUAUGGUUCUGGGCAUCCUUGGCUGCUUUAAUCUUCUCUCCGUUCCUUUUCAACCCACAUCAAUUCUCCAGAGAAGAUUUCUUCUUAGAUUACAGAGAUUUCAUCAGAUGGUUAUCAAGAGGUAAUAACAAGUAUCACAGAAAUUCAUGGAUUGGGUUCGUAAGAAUGUCCAGAUCACGUAUUACUGGUUUCAAGCGUAAAUUGACAGGUGAUGAUUCAGAGAAGGGUGCAGGUGAUGCUCCAAGAGCCAAGAGAUGGAAUAUAAUCCUCAGCGAUAUUAUUCCAUGUGCGAUUUAUGCUGCUGGUUGUUUCAUUGCUUUCACUUUCAUUAAUGCUCAAACCGGUGUCAAAACAACUGAUGACGAUAGAGUUAACUCUGUUUUACGUGUUAUCAUUUGUACUCUUGCUCCUAUUGCAGUUGAUGCCGGUGUAUUAUUAUUUACCUUGGGUAUGUCAUGUUGUUCAGGUCCAUUGUUCGGUAUGUGCUGUAAACAAACCGGUUCCGUUAUGGCUGGUAUAGCUCACGGUGUUGCCGUUAUUGUCCACAUUGUGUUCUUCAUUGUCAUGUGGGUUUUGGAGGGUUUCAACUUUUCUAGAAUGCUACUUGGUGUUAUCACUUGUAUGCAAAUUCAAAGAUUAAUUUUCCAUAUUAUGACAAUUACCAUGUUAACUCGUGAAUUCAAGAGUGAUCACGCAAACACUGCUUUCUGGACAGGUAAAUGGUAUGGUAAAGGUUUAGGUUACAUGGCCUGGACUCAACCUUCAAGAGAAUUCGUCGCCAAGAUUAUAGAAUUAUCAAACUUCGCGGCUGACUUUGUUUUGGGUCAUUUCAUCUUAAUUUGCCAUUUGCCAUUCAUUUUCUUACCUAAAUUUGACAAAUUCCACUCUAUUAUGUUAUUCUGGUUAAAACCAUCUCGUCAAAUCCGUCCACCUAUCUACUCACUAAAACAAGCACGUCUACGUAAGCGUAUGGUAAGAAAGUAUAGUUGUUUAUACUUCGCUGUACUAGUUCUUUUCGUCGUGUGUAUUGUUGCUCCUGCUGUAGCAUCUUCGUACGUGUCUGAUACCAUUGGUAGCUCUUUGACCGGUACUUUCCACAACUUAAUUCAACCAAGAAAUGUCAGCAAUAAUGAUACUGGUUACCAAAUGUCGACCUAUUCAGGCCAUUAUUAUACACACACACCAUCGUUGAAAACUUGGUCAACAAUUAAAUAA